Schistosoma turkestanicum is the source of this 1140-nucleotide messenger RNA. The record is from the annotation of a GenBank genome assembly. Lineage: Eukaryota; Metazoa; Platyhelminthes; Trematoda; Strigeidida; Schistosomatidae.
UACGCUACCAACUCUUAGCUUCGGUUAUCAGUUUGUCUUAAUCUCAUGUUUGUGUUAUUUCUAAUUGUUCUCGACUGAUUUCUCCAUUGAACGUACGAUGACUGAACUAAGUAUUGGGGCUCAUUGUUCUCAGGAGGAUUGUAAACAAUUAGAUUUUCUACCAAUUCAAUGUGAAUAUUGUGAUCGCAUCUUUUGUAAAAUUCAUAGCUCAAUUACUGCGCACAAUUGUCCAGUUCCUAAUUCAACCUAUCAAUCUUCAAGGUCUAUUCAAAGUCAAUUUCAUUCUGAUCAUGAAGAUGAUGAUAGUACUAACAAUAAACUAUGCAGUUAUCAUUCAUGCAAUCAAAGACAACUAGUGUUGUUAUCCUGUGAUGCAUGUCAUGGAAAUUUUUGUAUCAGUCAUAAACAAAAAGAGAUUCAUGAAUGUUCAAGUUUGGCCAAAUCAAAUCAUCAAUCAACUGAAAGUCAACCAGUUAAAACUGUUGAUCGUACUGCAUUAGAUGCUAUUUCACAUACAAUAAUUCCAAAGAAAACCACUAAUGAUACUCAACCAGUCAAACCAUUAAGUGAUCAUGCUCGUGCUACUAAAGCAAAGUUGAUUUUAUUAAAAACUAAAAUGGAAGCAUUACCUGGUGGUCAACGGGCUAGAGAAUUACCAGAAUCUGAGAGAUUUGUUGUUCGUUUAUCAGUUACACCAGAGGUUCUUUCAACAUGUCAUAUCAUUUCAGCUUAUUUUGGAAAGCGUUGGCCACUUGGUUGUAUAUUGGAUUAUGGUUGUGAACAUUUCCAUUUACCGCGUGAUAAAAAUUAUGGUUUAAUCCGAUUAUCUGAUGAAUUAGAUGAAUUCUAUUCUACUCGAUCUAAUAAUAAUAAUAAUCUACAUCGACAUGAAACAGUUUGUAAUUCAUUACUUGAUUUAAGUUGUUCACUUGAUCAACAUGUUGGUGAAAAUUGUUUUGUUGAAGGUCAAUUAUUACAAAUUGUAUCUUUACCACAAAUAUGAAAUUAUUAUUAUUAUUAGUGUGUUUGUUUGUCUUUUUUUUUCUGGUUCUGAUUUUGUUUAGUUUUUGUUUUAAUGAUGAUAUUGAGCAUAUUGAACAUGUUGAACAAAAGAACCAUAAUCAUCACACUUCAUUGUCU